AGGGCGCUGGACUUAUUCCCUCAUCCCGAAGCUGCAAGCCUGGAUCAAGAGGAAGCACGGACAGGUACAUUUCUACCUCACCCAGGCGAGAGCAUGGGAAGCGGGAAAAACCUAUAUUCCAAGAAAAAUCCAUCAACUUCACCUUUCAGGUGAAGAUUGAAAGAGAUUGCCACAAAUGGAUUCCCGACAGCAACAAGCCGCCCGCUAUGCGACACCCAACCUUCUCGUGAAGCCCGUUCCAUUCGGUGCCCGUCGCUCUCGAGAAAUUCGAGACGUCGGCAUCAAGGGCUUCAUGAUCCUGCUGGAGGGAAUCAAUCCGGGAACUUCAAAGAUAUCCAACACCUUGCCCUAUGCCGAUUACAGCAAUGUGAAGCCCCUGGAAGUGUACAUCAGUGUGCUGGCCAAUAUAAUUAUCGAGCCUUCUGAGGCGACGAUCCUGAACAAAGACUCGAUUAGCUUCCGUGGAGGAUACCGAGGUGGCCAGUUUGCGAGGUAG
Drosophila guanche is the source of this 496-nucleotide messenger RNA. RefSeq names its product nuclear pore membrane glycoprotein 210-like. The coding region runs from base 176 to 496 and encodes 106 amino acids. The transcript is spliced from 3 exons. The record is from RefSeq and is a predicted model, not a curated record. NCBI's taxonomy places the organism in Eukaryota, Metazoa, Arthropoda, Insecta, Diptera, Drosophilidae.